Haliotis rufescens (red abalone) is the source of this 1856-nucleotide messenger RNA. RefSeq lists its product as uncharacterized. Lineage: Eukaryota; Metazoa; Mollusca; Gastropoda; Lepetellida; Haliotidae. Bases 28 to 1491 code for a protein of 487 amino acids. The transcript is spliced from 2 exons. The record is from RefSeq and is a predicted model, not a curated record.
UCUUUCAAGCGUUCCACAAUUGACCAUAUGCAAUUAGUUAUACUUUGUCGUGAAAAAGACCUGAAGCAAUUUGGUCCAGAUAAAGUUUUUGGUCCAUUGGUGAAGGAUUUGAAACACCUUGAAAGUGUUGGUCUAGAUGUGGGAAAUGAUCUUUUCAUUAAAGGUUCCUUAUUUUGCAUUCUUGGUGAUAAUUUGGGUUCACACAUGGUUGGGGGCUUUGUGGAAAGUUUUAGUGGAAAACAUGUUUGUAGAUACUGCCUUGCUGAAAGAUCAGAAAUGCUUCAUGAAUCCUUUGCUAUUAGAGGUGAGAAAAGAACCCAAGAAAAUUAUCAAGAAAGUGUCCAAAUAGUGCUCAGUGAAGGUCUUAACAACCACAAAGGAAUAAAGCAAAGUUCUAUCUUUAAUGAGUUACAGCACUUCCAUGUAGUAAGUGGACUGCCACCCUGUAUAGGGCAUGACCUAUUUGAAGGAAUUCUUGCCUAUGAUAUGAAGUUGGUCACUGAUUACUUUGUGAUCACCAAAAGAUGGUUUACCUACGACCAGCUAAACAAAAGACUGAUUGGGUUUCCCUACACAGGCUAUGAUGCCCUUGACAAACCCUGUGCUGUAAACCCCACCUCAGAUAGAAUGCCAGGACAUGCAGUACAGAACUGGGUAUUCAUCAGACUGUUUUCCCUGUUUGUUGGAAAAUAUGUUGCUGACACAGAGGUCAGGGUUUGGGCCUUUUUCCUUUUGAUUAAAAAGUUGGUAGAAAUUGUCUGCACACAAAGUUUUGAAGUUUGCCAAAUUGCAAUUUUGAAUUCUGUCAUAGAGGAUUAUUUGCAUGAAAGGAAAGAGAUUUUUAAUGUUCAGAUGCGUCCAAAGCACCAUUAUUUGGUACAUUAUCCAGAACUGAUUUUGAAGUUUGGGCCUCUGAUCCGCCUCUGGACACUUCGAUUUGAAAGCAAACACUCCUACUUCAAGAAAUGUGCUAGGAAACUUCAGAAUUAUAAAAGUCUAGCAAAAACACUCUCCCAGAAACACCAGCUUUUGCAGGCUCUAUACAAUUCAGGUAGUCUGUUUCCAAAUGAAUUUGAAGUGGAAAUACUAUUACCCUUUCACCCUGAAAUGUAUUCAGAAAACAUCAAAGCUGUUCUGUCAGGGUGUGGCUUAACUGGUUCAAACUCUAUGAAGGCCACAAAGGUUUGCAUAAGAGGUAUAACAUACAAAUUGGGAAACACACUGGUGAUCAGCCAACCAACUUCUUAUGAAAUGUUAGUUGGAUGUAUUCAAGACAUAUUUGUAGAAGGAAAUACAGUGUAUUUUUUGGUCCAUGAAAUUUUAUGCACAUAUAUUGAUGCUAUGGAUCUUUAUGCGUAUGAAAGUUCACUUGAUCAUGAUUAUGAUGUGCAGUGUCUAACUCUCUCUCAGUUUGCAGAUUGUUAUACAGUGGAGAUCUAUUUUGAAUCAGGGACGAGCUACAUUUCCCUGAAGCAUUCAUUGUCACAGUGACUGUCAACGCUGACAAUGGCCAGUGGGAUUUCUGAGGAUGAGAAAUGUCUCAAGAGACAUGUACUUGAUCUUAUUGGUAACCUGGAUGAGGACACUUUGAACAGUAUUGUUGAUGUUCUGAAUACCUUAGGCGUCACACAUGUGGAUGACCUGAAGUGGGUGACACCGGAUGAUCUGGUAGGGAGAGUCAAACCUGUUCAUGCAAGGAAGCUACUUAGCCAUUCAGUGUCACAACCAUCAAGAAGUGUCCCCUCACCUUCAUCCAGUGUGGAUUCAUCCAUGUCAUUCUCACCGAAGAGUCCGGGUCCAAUAUUGAUACACAACAUAAACACUGAUCCCAACUGGCCUGUCAAAUUAGAACUCCC